Anopheles arabiensis is the source of this 1062-nucleotide messenger RNA. RefSeq lists its product as uncharacterized. The record is from RefSeq and is a predicted model, not a curated record. The transcript has 2 exons. Lineage: Eukaryota; Metazoa; Arthropoda; Insecta; Diptera; Culicidae. Bases 13 to 300 code for a protein of 95 amino acids.
AGUAGGCCCACGAUGCCAUGGAUACUGGGUGAGCCGAAUAGCCGAAAUACCUUGACCAAUAAACCUUCGUUUCUAGCGAACAGUGUGUCUUUGAUUUCCGCCGAAAGAUCAAUCAACCGCACACAGCCGCUCGUUGAAGCGGCAGCGGUGGCGGCGGCGUCGGUGCAUUUUAUGUGUGUUUUCUGUUCUGUAUUUGCCCGAGUGAACGGAUUUUACGAGAGCUGUGUAACGAAGUCCCGGGCACUGGCUUUAUACUGUCUAAGUCUCAGCAGUAGCGGAAGCGACCAUCGUACAACGUAAGCCCAGUUUACCGGUAAUGGGUUUGGCUGUGUUACGAAGGUUUUCUGCUGAUUGUUUUAAAAACGCAAAACACUCGAAACGCUCUCCCUUUAAGCCGAUUAUGUACCAUCGGUCUCGAACGUGGGCCGAACGGCGAUAGAAGCUGUCAUCGUUUCGCCUGCUCUAUGAAGGUCGAGCCAAACCGACAACCAGCUCAAUUGGAACGUAAAUUGGACCAGAUGACAUUGGUUUCCAUUUCUUUCGAAGAGAAAAAGCUCCAAAUUUGGUCUGUUCAACAAGCGAAGCAAAAACAAAGAUAAAGUUGGAAUUGUUGGAAUUUGUCGUACAGCAAAAUUUCACCAACCACCGUGAGCGGUACGAGACGCGAGCAACCAGUGGCAAAGCCCUGAUCGGACCCUGCAACACUUGCGUACAUACACACACAUACACACAUUCAUAGCAUACGCACACGUUAGCCCGUCCGCUCGUCACCAUUAAUCGUGGCUGUGUAACGUAAAAUGUACAAAAACUCUGACAGCCAAGCAAAACAUAAAUGCAAACUCUGGUGGAAUAGGGGUUGGAAACGGGAAAAGAGAAGAAAUACUGAAAUUACGAAAAAGAAAAGGCGAUCGAGUCGACCUAGUGGGCUGGUUGCUGGCUUGGGCGGAAAGCGUAUCAACGAUCGUUUUGGCAAAUAAAAAUUUGUUCUGUCAUGUACUUGAAACAACCGGUGGAAAAUGAUGUGUGUGUGUCUGUGUGUGUGAUUCAAAGAGACAGAGAGAG